AUGGAUAGAUUUUUUAAACGAAAAUCUCUGUCGGUUGUAGAAGAUGUUGAUAGGGAAAAAUCAAAUAGUGUUACUUUUGAUAUUACACAACUUCCCACCGAUCCUGGACUAAGGAUUCCAAUUUUGGAUUACGAUGUUAAUAUUAGAGAUCAAGUCCGGAUAGCUUAUAUGCAAAAAGGUCCGUGUCAGCCUCUAGAUCAUGACUUUCCAUAUAGACCAUUUGGACAGACACAAACUAGACGAUUCAAUCCUGCUUGGUUUAAAGAGUUUGGUAGUUGGUUGGAGUAUAGUGUAUUAAAAGAUGCUGCUUUUUGCUUGUAUUGUUAUCUAUUCAAAACAAGUGUGGGUAAACAAGGAGGAGGCGAUACUUUUGUUAGUGAAGGAUUCUCGUAUUGGAAAAGUAAAGACAAGCUUAAUAUUCAUGUUGGGGAUCAUGAUAGUGCACACAAUAAAGCUCGUAUCAAGUGUGAGACUUUGAUGAAUCAAGAGCAACACAUUCAGUCAGCUUUCUUCAAGCAGUCAAAACAAGUACGAAGUGACUAUCGUAUUCGUCUUACUGCAUCAAUUGAUUGUAUUAGACUUUUGUUGCGACAAGGGCUUUCGUUUCGGGGUCAUGAUGAAUCUGAGAAUUCAAAGAAUCUAGGUAACUUUUUAGUCCUAUUGCAAUUUCUAGGUGAUCAUAAUGAUGAGAUUAAGGCAGUUACAAUGAACAAAGCUCCUUUAAAUUGCAAAUUAACAUCUCCCGAUGUUCAGAAGGAUAUUGUAAGUGCUUGUGCUGCUGAAACGAUCAAUGCUAUUAUCAAAGACAUUGGGGAUUUAUUUUUCUCUAUUCUAGUUGAUGAAUCUCGUGAUGUGUCAACAAAGAAGCAAAUGUCAAUUGUUUUACGUUAUGUGAACAAUAGUGGACAAGUAAAUGAACGUUUCAUUGGUUUUGAGCAUGUUUCUAGUACUACAGCUCUCUCACUUAAGGCUGCAAUAAACAAGACAUUUUCUAAAUAUAACUUAAGCUUGUCUAGAUUGAGAGGACAAGGUUAUGAUGGGACAAGUAAUAUGCAGGGUGAGUUCAAUGGUCUCAAAUCACUUAUUUUAAAAGAGAAUCCUUGCGCCUUUUACAUUCAUUGUUUUGUUCACCAGCUUCAGCUAGCUCUUGUAGCCGUGGCAAAGAAGAAUACUCCAAUUUCUAACUUUUUUCGUUUGGUUACUGAUGUGGUCAAUAUUGUUGGAGCAUCGUCUAAAUGUUGUGAUCAUCUUCGAGAGAAACAAACAAAUAUUGUUGCAAAAGCAUUGGAGAAUGGUGAGAUUUUAAGUGGAAUGGGACUUAAUCAAGAAACUACCCUUCAGCGUUCUGGUGAUAUGCGUUGGGGUUCACAUUAUAAUUCUUUGAUCAGCUUGCUUGCCAUGUUCUCAGCUGUUAUUGAUGUGCUUGAAAUGAUUAGUGUUGAUGGAUCAAAUUCUGAUAAAAAAGGUGAAGCAUAUAAUUUGUUAGAGUCAAUAUUAUCAUUUGAUUUUGCAUUUAAUCUACAUUUGAUGAUAAUUGUUUUGGUGCACUACAUUGAUGUUCCAAACAUGGAUGAUAUAUUUAUACGCCGUGCAGCUCGUGGUCGCCCACAACGUCAAGCUCCAAAAAUAACAUAUUUGCAUCAUUUCCGUGUAGAUUUAUUCUAUGCUGUCAUUGAUAUGCAACUUCAAGAGUUGAAUGAUCGUUUCUCGGAGGCAAAUACCGAGCUGCUUCUUUGUGUAGCAUGUCUAUGUCCAAAAGAUUCAUUCUCUGCUUUUGACAAUAAAAUAUUGAUUCAACUUGCUGAGUUUUAUCCAGAAGAUUUUUCAUCAAUAAAUCUCCUAACACUUGAUGAUCAACUAGAAACUUUUAUUUUUAAUAUGCGCUCUAACAAAGAGUUUGAAGGAUUGAAAGGCCUUGGUGAUCUUGCAGAGAAGUUGGUUAUGACGAAAAAAAACAUAAUAUAUCCGUUGGUGUACAAACUUCUGACUUUGGUACUAGUUCUUCCGAUUGCUACUGCUACUGUCGAGAGAGUAUUUUCUGCAAUGAACAUUGUGAAGGAUAGAUUGCGCAAUCGAAUGGGAGAUCAGUGGAUGAAUGAUAGCCUAGUUGUUUAUGUUGAGAAAGAGAUAUUUUCGAACAUUGAUAAUGAAGUUAUUAUACAACGUUAUCAAAAUAUGAAAAAUCGCAAAGAACUAUUAUAA
Messenger RNA from Diospyros lotus (date-plum), 2202 nucleotides. RefSeq lists its product as uncharacterized. Lineage: Eukaryota; Viridiplantae; Streptophyta; Magnoliopsida; Ericales; Ebenaceae. The transcript is spliced from 2 exons. The record is from RefSeq and is a predicted model, not a curated record. The coding region runs from base 1 to 2202 and encodes 733 amino acids. Gene Ontology annotation, molecular function: protein dimerization activity.